CGUACGGUGUACAACUCGUCGUGUACGAUAGAGACUAAUGUUUGCCGGUUAAACUGUUCUUUUCCGGUACGUUUCGCCGUGUCCGCGUGUCGAUUACGUUUUAUCGUUGCAUCAUUAACGCGGAACCGCCAUGAACACCGUCACAGGCGGAACCCAAUCUCACGGUAUUUUCCACAAAAUGUUAGAUUAUUCCAUUCGAACGUUUGGAGCGCCUUAAACGGAUCCCCGAGGAUCCAAAGGACGUGCUGCGGAGCUGAUCCCGUCGGGACGUAAGAUUGGUGGCCAGACGCGGACGCCGUAGUCGAUGUCCGCGGAAGACGCAACGGCGGCCGGAGCGGGUCGGGAGGCCGUGGACGACGACGCGACCGUGGCCGACCUGAGGCUGUUCAGGGCCAUCGGGCUGUACCAGAUGCUGAACCCGUCGGACAGGCGGUCGGGCGAUAGGCUGCGGCUAGCGUACAGGGCGGGGGUGGCGCUGGCGUUCGCGCUGCAGUCGGUGCAGAUCGUCGGGCUGUUCUUCACGCUCAACGACCUGCGGCGGUUCGCGUACAUGACCGUGAUGGUGUUCAACGGGCUGAUGUGCGUGCUCAAGGGCCACGUGCUGGUGAUGAAAGCGGACCAGCUGUGGGCCGUGUUGGACGUGGCCCGGUACCGGUACACGGUGUGCGGGGCGCGCGACCCGUCCGCGCUGCACCGGUGCCGGGCCACGCUGGCCGUGCUGCUGCGCACGUUCGCCGUGCUCAGCUUCAGCACGCUGAUCAUCUGGAGCACCAUGCCGCUGUUCAUGGACCCGUACGUGCCGAUCACCAAGCCGGACGGCACCGUGGGCCAGUACCGCACCACCAUCGACAACCUGUGGUUCCCGGCCAUGACCGAGUCCGUGUACAACUACACGCCCGUCUGGGCGUUCAUCUACUCCAUGGAGGUAUUCAUAUGCACGUUCAACGUCAUCAGCUGGCUUCUGUUCGACAGCUGCAUGGUCACCAUGUGCUUCGUGCUCAACGCCCAGUUCCGCACCAUGGCCGCCGGAUACGAGUCGCUGGGCCGGCACCGCGACCGCCGCCGCAUCCGGCUCCGAGCCCCGUCCACCAGCCCCGGCCGUAUUCGUCCUGCAGAAAAUCGCGACACCGAAUUGACUUUCAUCGAUGACUUAAUCAUUCACAUAAACGACAAUCAAAAUAUCAUAAAUAAAUUCGAUGACUUCUUCAACAUCGUUCAGCCGGUGGUUUUAGCCCAAAUAGCCACUAGUUCGAACUCAGUAGUGGGUUUGAUAUUUCUCAUCGCACUGUUGUACGUCAUGGGUUGGUCAAUUGUAUCAGCGCCGAUUAUGAAGUUCAUGUCCGGCCUUGCAUCGCUCUUGAUCGAACUCUACAUUUAUUGUUACGCAUUCAAUUACAUCGAAAUUGCGAAAUCUCAGGUGAAUCUCGGACUGUACGGUAGUAACUGGACCGUUAUGGAUUUAAAGUUCAAGAAAACUUUGCUUCUGGCCAUGAACAUGAAUUCAUCCCAUAAUCGAAUGAUGAAAGUAUCACCGACCUCCAUUAUAAAUCUGGAAAUGUUUUCUAGGGUGAUGAACAUGUCAUAUUCGAUAGUGUCCAUUUUACUGAACUCCAGCGCACCGGACACGUGAAUAUUUUAUUCGAUUAACAAGUAGAACGCGAUGGAUGAAAAUUGACUAAACACGUCUAGCCGAUUUUCAAUAAUCGAGAAUAAUAUUGUACUGUACACUUUGGUCGCCUUUGUAAGAAGAGCGAACACGUGCACUUGACUAGAAUAUUUAAACAUACACCUAAUAGUUAUAGUUGUGAAAAAUGUACCACUAACCUA
This is a messenger RNA of Sipha flava (yellow sugarcane aphid), 1827 nucleotides long. RefSeq lists its product as uncharacterized. The transcript is spliced from 7 exons. Gene Ontology annotation, biological process: sensory perception of smell; detection of chemical stimulus involved in sensory perception of smell. Bases 305 to 1630 code for a protein of 441 amino acids. Gene Ontology annotation, molecular function: odorant binding; olfactory receptor activity. The record is from RefSeq and is a predicted model, not a curated record. Lineage: Eukaryota; Metazoa; Arthropoda; Insecta; Hemiptera; Aphididae. Gene Ontology annotation, cellular component: plasma membrane.